Molecule: messenger RNA, 647 nt
Organism: Dryobates pubescens (Downy woodpecker)
Lineage: Eukaryota; Metazoa; Chordata; Aves; Piciformes; Picidae
Gene: ZMAT5
Product: zinc finger matrin-type 5
Exons: 5
Coding region: 71-583 (170 amino acids)
Cellular component (GO): U12-type spliceosomal complex
Molecular function (GO): zinc ion binding
Source: RefSeq, a predicted model, not a curated record
UCUUCCAUCCCCAGGGCAGGCAUGGCUGGGCACUGAGGAUCUGCCUGAGCCUUCCCAGGCUGAGAGAGGGAUGGGGAAAAGAUACUUCUGUGACUACUGUGACAGGUCCUUCCAGGACAACCUUCACAACAGGAAGAAACACCUCAAUGGAGUGCAGCACCUCAGGGCUAAGAGGCUCUGGUAUGACCUCUUCCGAGACGCUGCUGCCAUCCUGCAGGAGGAGCAAACCAAGAAGCCCUGCAGGAAGUUCCUACAAACAGGCCAGUGUGACUUUGGCUCCAACUGCAGAUUUUCCCACAUGACAGAGCAGGAUCUGGAGAAGCUGAGUGCCCAGGUUCAGGGGGAGCAGAGAUUGAAGGAGCUGCAGCAGGAGGGAGCAGAUGUCCCACCUGGCACCAUUGAGGACUGGCUGGAGAAGAGAGCAAAGAGACUGAGUGCCACUCAGAGUAACAGCGCUCUGCCUGAGAAACCAGCACCUUUCCAGUACCCACCGGGCUGGCCCCCCCUGCAGGAUCUGCCCCCGUCCCUGCGGGCCCCCCCGCCCGGGGGGUGGCCCAUCCCCCCCGGCCUGCAGUGGGGCUGAGCCACAGGGACCUCCCAGAGGUGCUGCUGAGCUGGACCUUGGCCCUCACCUGCUGUGGGGAAGG